This is a messenger RNA of Marchantia polymorpha subsp. ruderalis, 1178 nucleotides long. Lineage: Eukaryota; Viridiplantae; Streptophyta; Marchantiopsida; Marchantiales; Marchantiaceae. The record is from the annotation of a GenBank genome assembly.
CCUGCCUGCCUGCCUGCGCGGGCGGGCGGGCGGGCGGGCGGGCCAGCGGGCACAAGAUCGAAAGGAGCAGAGAUUUGUCUUGCUUGGAGCGCCCGAGAACCGGGUAUGGAUUUCAUAACCACGUGGGCGCCCGCCCGGCUUAUCUAUAAAGUAUCGAAGGCCAUGGUCAAUGUGGUUGACCAUGAAUGAAUCUAGGAACUACAGCGAGCAACAUACAUACGCACGGGGCUCGGGCGCGCUCUCGAUCUACGGGAGCUGCUGGAUGGAUGCUCUUGGCUCCGCUGGAUUGGUCCUCGUUGCGGCAACACUUUGCUCUUUUCUCUCUGAUAAGAUGGCGGCGCACGAAAAGAUGAUUUACCCUCUGUUCGAAUAAUACGACUUCGUCAUGAGAAUGAUCUGGACUCGCGAGGGAGAGAGCGAAGGAGGGAAGGAGGGGGCCUCGCAGCCGACCGCCCGCGCGCAAAGCGAAGUCGAUAUGAGACAACAAUAAUGGGAAGAACUCUUUGCCGCUUUCAAUAAUUUGGAAGGAAAGAAGGACGAACUGCCCCCAACCUGGAAAGGCGAAUUUCUCGAGGGGCUGCUAAUCUAGUCAGUCUGGUUGUCUCCUCUACAGUGCAAGAGAGAGAAGGAAAGGAUCCAAUCGCCAAAUCUCGAGCUGCGCUAGCUAGCUGGAACGAACAGUCUUCAGUUUCGCAAACACUAUUGCACAUGCGGUGGGUAGUAGUGUUCCAUUACAUCUGGAGGGAACAAUUAAGAGCCAAUUUUGGUGGGAGAGAUUCGACUGGUGUACACCAGCUUGAUCUCUGUAGCAGAUUGUCUUCGAAAGAUACUAUCCGAAGGAGGAGCAAUGAAUGCCUACCCAUGCUGUUCAUUAGGUUGGCAAACGAGGUUCGAAUGCAAAUUGCCAGUAGUAGUAGUAGUGAGAGAAAGUAGAACCUGUCGAUCGACCUCAUAUACACAGAGACUAUUUAAAACGAAGGGAAGGCAUGCCUCGGUGGUGCCGGAGGCCUUCUCGAUAGCAGGUAUAUUUUUAAUAUACGCGAAUACACAUGUAGAUUUUCUACGGGCGUUUAUAAGCCAAUCAUGACACUUUACGAAAUUAGGAAAUGAAGACCUUGUGACUUGUAACUAACACGACAUUCUACCGUCACUUAUGAGGCAUUGUUGACUUCCGAAAG